AUGACCACCAUCCGCUACGCCACCGAAGCCGACGCGCCCGCAAUCGCAGAGCUAAACAUCAUCUGUUUCCAAGAUGGCCCCAUGUACCGCAACAUGUUCCCAAACAUCGACCCUCUAUCCGCCACGCCCAUGAAAAUCUCCCGCACCUACGACAAGCUCUCCAACCCCAAGAUGCACCUACUAGUCGCUACAGACUCCACCUCGAAUCAAAUCCUGGGAUGCUCACGCUGGCUUAUGCCCGACACCAGUCCUAUAUGGCGGAGCGAGAGUGAAAUGGCGGUCCUGUCCGACGAAGCAAGGGCCAAGGCGGCGCAGAUGGCGCAGCUGCGGCCGGCAGGGAUGAAUGUAGCGGUCUACGAUGGAGUGAUGAAGGCGCUGGAGGAGAUGAGGCGGAAGUACGUCAGGGAGGGUGACAUCGUUCUGGAACUUCUGGUGACGCAUCCGCAGCAUCAGGGCAAAGGGGUGGGAAAGGCGUUGCUGGACUGGGGAGUGCGGAUGGCAGACCAGAAAAAUGCACGGAUUUACCUGGAGGCCUCGCCGGAGGGGUAUCCGCUGUAUAGAAAGUAUGGAUGGCGGGAUGUGGAGGAUAUUGUGAUUGAUUACUCGGUGUAUGGUGGGGAGGGAGACGCCAGAUAUGUAGUUAUGAUUCGGGAGCCGGCUCGCAAUUGA
This is a messenger RNA of Aspergillus lentulus, 669 nucleotides long. Its product is annotated as GNAT family N-acetyltransferase. The record is from RefSeq and is a predicted model, not a curated record. Gene Ontology annotation, molecular function: acyltransferase activity, transferring groups other than amino-acyl groups. NCBI's taxonomy places the organism in Eukaryota, Fungi, Ascomycota, Eurotiomycetes, Eurotiales, Aspergillaceae.